GGUUUUGAGCGUCAGCUGUCUUGUGUGUCAUUGUUUUUAACUUUUUGCCUGCUUACUUUUUUUAAACAUAUGAUGACACUACCAUGACAUGCGAAGAAAAAAUAAAACCGCAGUUUUAUAUCUGCAGUUGUUUCAUGACCGACAACAUAUUCCUAGAGGACUACAAGCUUCACAUUCGCUUUAAGACUGAGGAGCAGUUCAGAGAAGACUAUCAAGGGCACCUGAAGAGGCUUGGCUGCGUUACGGAGCAACAGUUUGAGGAUAUCCUCAACAAGGUUUCACAGGAAGUGGACAGGCGAAUGAGUCUUUCUUUGACGUCUGCUGACAGAACCGCAGUCAUAAAAAACACAUACAGGCCUCUUCAUCCUCAUGUCUACAAUCUGCAGGAUACGUUCCUUGCACCAGAGUUCAAGCAUAUGGUCAAUUAUUGUCAAAGUCACAAUGUCACAAUCCAGAAUCUGUCUGGCAUGUUGGUAGAAGAAAAAGCGGCCCGAGUUUAUCGCUUGACAGUCUUCAACAAGAGCUUCUGCGAGGAUCUGAUGGAAGAACUGGAGCACUUUGAGCGUUCUGCAGCACCCAAAGGUCGACCUAACACUAUGAACAACUAUGGGAUCCUCCUCAGUGAACUUGGCUUCGAUGAGGGUUUAAUCACACCUCUUCGUGAGAAGUAUCUACACCCACUCACAUCUUUGCUCUACCCAGACUGUGGAGGGCACUGUCUGGACAGUCACAAAGCCUUUGUUGUCAAAUAUGACAUAAAUGAAGACCUGGACCUCAGCUACCAUUACGAUAAUGCAGAGGUCACGCUCAACGUCUCCUUGGGCAAGGACUUUACGGAUGGAAACCUUUAUUUUGGUGACAUGAGACAGGUGCCUUUAAGUGAGACUGAAUGUUCGGAGAUCGAACACAGAGUAAGUGAGGGCCUUCUCCACAGAGGCCAGCAUAUGCACGGAGCCUUGCCCAUUUCUUCCGGCCAGCGAUGGAACCUCAUCAUCUGGAUGCGAUCUUCCCAGGAGCGCAAUAAACUUUGCCCCAUGUGCAACACAAAACCAGCACUGGUAGAAGGGGAAGGCUUUGCGGACGGAUUCACAAAACACUCCAGUUCACUCAUCGCCGACUACUGUGUGCUCACCUGAUGUGCUGAUAAGCAGCCUUAUAACAGCUUUCAUGCAGCGCCUGUAUUUCCCAUUUCAUGUCAUGAAGGUAAUAAGAACAUAAAGCAUGUUUCCUACAAGUCGACUGCACAGCACUUUUAACUUGUGCAAAACAGUAAACAAAUGAGCUUGGUGGCCAGAUGAAGAAUGAAGACUCAAGGUUAUUCAUCAAACUUAUUCUCGAGCCCUCGUGCUUGCCAAAACAUUGGUUGUCAUCUGAACUAUACUGUUUUGUAGUCUUGCAUCACUGUCCACAUGGGAAUAAUCACUGAAAUUAAAACACCAUUAUUAGCUGUGGGGAUCAUUAAUGUAAUCUUUUUUUAUGAUUAAUUUGUGGUUGAUGACAUGGUACGAAAUGAAUCCAGCAUGAUAUGGAAUAUUUAUGUUAAGUGUGAUGUUAAUUGAAGAUGGGAUGUUAAAUGACAAUGAUUUAUUGACAGUAAUUUAUUGCAAAGGGGAUAAUGAUGAUUUAAAAUUAAUCUUGUUGCACUCUUAAUAAACAAUUUUCAUUUUUU
Corythoichthys intestinalis (scribbled pipefish) is the source of this 1669-nucleotide messenger RNA. RefSeq names its product 2-oxoglutarate and iron-dependent oxygenase domain containing 2 (gene ogfod2). The record is from RefSeq and is a predicted model, not a curated record. Lineage: Eukaryota; Metazoa; Chordata; Actinopteri; Syngnathiformes; Syngnathidae. Gene Ontology annotation, molecular function: iron ion binding; L-ascorbic acid binding; oxidoreductase activity, acting on paired donors, with incorporation or reduction of molecular oxygen. The transcript is spliced from 7 exons. Bases 84 to 1136 code for a protein of 350 amino acids.